AGAGGGGAAAUUCAGGGCUGUCACCUCAAAACGGCUUUCUUCUCACUAUGGACUGAGGCUUCAUCACCUGACGAGUACCCACCUGAAAGACUGAGGAGAAAAAUGAAGCAAAGUGCUCAGGUACUAUCAGGUUUUACUUUGUGGCACUCCAAAGAAACCAAGGUUGGAACUCAAAAUCUUGGAUUUUAGGUCAGGCUCCUGUUAGCUUUUACUGUUUUUUUAUUUAUUAUUUUUUUUACAUUUUUGUGUGUGUGUGUGUGUGGGAGGGGGCAUGUAUUACACAUUUACUUUCGAUAAUUUAAAAAAAUGUAUUUAAAAAAAUAGCUUUGUGAAUAAGUAGAAACAAGUCUACCAUUCAGUUUUUAUUCAUGCCUUUUAAAAAUGAAAACAUUAACAUUCUUAAGCGUUCAUGUCAAACCAUAUUAUGUCUUUUGGAUUAUCAUAUUGCUGAACUUUGAUCAUUUAUUACAGAGUACAGGGAGCAGGUGGACACCAAGGAUGGAAGAAGGAUCUCAAGAUACCAGUCAGAUGACAAGUCAACAGGCUUUGUGUGACCCCACCGAGGAGAAGACCGCCAAACACUCCGGCCUCACCACUCUAAAACUGUUCAUUGUGGCCCUCUCCUUCUCCUACUUCUCCAAGGCGCUAACGGGGACCUACAUGAAGAGCUCCAUCACUCAGAUUGAGAGACGUUUUGACCUCUCCAGCACACACAUAGGGCUCAUUGAUGGCAGCUUUGAGAUGGGCAACUUGCUGUUUUUAGCGGUGGUGAGCCACUUUGGGGCUCAGCUCCAUCGCCCUAGACUCAUCGCAGUGGGAUGUUUCCUUAUGUCAGUCGGCGCUUUGCUCACUGGCCUCACUCACUUCUUCAUGGGGCGCUAUAGGUAUAACACAGCGAUCCCGGCUCUCCAAAACAACAGCUCAAUCAUUGCUGCUUGUAUGGAUCCUCAGAAAAUUGCUGAUACGCAAGAAUCUUUGAUAGAGCCUUCAUUGGAGGACAAGAAAGCUUGUGUUCGAGAGCCAGAAUCCCACAUGUGGAUCUAUGUGUUCCUUGGGAAUGCUUUGCGUGGCGUCGGAGAAACUCCAGUCACACCUCUCGGCAUCUCCUACAUUGAUGACUUUGCCAAACCUGAAAACUCGCCUUUCUACAUUGCUUGUCUUCAGACCAUUACACUCCUGGGUCCCAUGUUUGGAUUCCUAAUGGGAUCCUAUUGUGCCAAACUAUAUGUUGACAUAGGAUAUGUUCACAUGGAUAGCGUGACGAUCACUAUGAAAGAUGCCCGCUGGGUGGGCGCCUGGUGGUUGGGAUUCCUGGUGUCCUCUGGCCUCCUUUUCAUCUCCAGCAUUCCCUUCUGGUUCCUACCCCGCUCCCUGCCCAAGCUGGGAGCUGUCAUGACUCCACAUGGACCCAAAGAUGCAGUGAACGUCAAACACAAACUUAAGCUGAAGGAAAUCGCCAAAGGGUUCGUCCCAUCACUGAAACGCCUGCUGGGAACACCUUCUUACUUCCUCCUUCUGUGUGCAAGCAUCCUGAAAUUCAACUCCUUUAUCGGGCUUUUCACUUUCAAAGCUAAAUAUAUGGAGCAGCAGUUUGGACAAUCCGCAUCCAGAGCCAACUUCCUCAUUGGGGUGCUGAACCUGCCGGCUGUAGCAGUGGGGAUUUUCCUGGGGGGGCUCCUGAUGAGAAGGUACAAGCUGAGUGUGGUAUCAGGAGCUCAGCUCUCCUUUGCUACAUCCUUCAUGGCAUACCUCCUGUUACUGCUUCAGUUUGGUACCAAGUGUGAUAAUAUCCCUGUGGCUGGGCUCACUGUGUCGUACAAUGGAACACAGAGUUUAUCAUAUGAUGCAGGAGCGCUCUUUUCCGAGUGCAACAGAGACUGCUCAUGUUCAGCAGACGAGUGGGACCCUGUCUGCUCAGACAGUGGAAUCACGUACAUCUCUCCAUGCAUGGCAGGCUGUCUCAACUACAGUGGAUACGGAAAAAACACGGUCUUUCACAACUGCAGCUGUGUGUCCACAUCCUCUUCAGCCGGCACCUCCUCGUCGGUGAAGCUGGGCCAGUGUCCUCAUGCAAAGGACUGCAGCCGCAGUUUCACCUCCUACAUGGCCGUUUCUGUCCUCAGCUCCUUCAUCAACUCUCUUGGAGCCACUCCGGGUUACAUGGUCAUCAUUCGAUGCAUCUCACCAGAGCUAAAGUCUCUUGCACUAGGAAUUCAGGUCUUGGUAACCAGGACUCUUGGUGGAAUCCCAGCACCAGUGUAUUUUGGAGCUCUGAUUGACUCAACGUGCCUGAAGUGGUCCGUGAAGAAGUGUGGAGGCAAGGGGGCGUGUCGCCUUUAUGAGUCAGACAUGUACAGAGUUAUUUUCUUGGGUCUGAUCACCUGCCUCAGUGGUUCCUCCUAUUUCUUCAUGAUUGCUGUCAUCAUCCUCCUCCGGCAACAGUUUUGUGGACAAGAUGAGGAAAAAGAAACACAGCGCAGCAAUCCCUCUAAGGAUAUUGAACUCAAAGUCCCAUCAAACCCCACUGAAGGCGCUGGCACAUCUAUGAGUCCCAAGUUGCCUCAUGACCCGGAGGGUACCACAGAUUGUGAGAAGGAACAAGUGGUUGACAGAAAAGGACAGCCCUCACAAGAUAAUGAGCCUAAAGGCUGUACACAGACCACGACUGAGUUCACUCUUCAUGUCACUGAUGAAGCAGGCAAAGAUCUGGUCUGUUGGGAGCCAGAUCCUCAGAUAGAGAUCAAUCACUCAGAUGAUAAAAGCAAGGUGGAGAAAGGAAGUUAGGAGGAGAACCGUUGAUCAACUCAAGAAACAUGUGUUUGAAAUAAACAUGAAAAACACCUAAAUAAAAGUACAUUUAUGUGGAAAAAAAGUA
Oryzias melastigma (Indian medaka) is the source of this 2875-nucleotide messenger RNA. RefSeq names its product solute carrier organic anion transporter family member 1C1. Gene Ontology annotation, biological process: sodium-independent organic anion transport; transmembrane transport. The transcript is spliced from 14 exons. Gene Ontology annotation, cellular component: membrane. The record is from RefSeq and is a predicted model, not a curated record. Bases 382 to 2784 code for a protein of 800 amino acids. Lineage: Eukaryota; Metazoa; Chordata; Actinopteri; Beloniformes; Adrianichthyidae. Gene Ontology annotation, molecular function: protein binding.